UGCUGGUAAAGCAACAAAGAUGGCAUCGCUUGACAGAGUAAAGGUUUUAGUGUUGGGAGAUUCAGGUGUUGGUAAAUCGUCUCUGGUUCACUUACUGUGUCAGAAUCAAGUGCUGGGUAAUCCCUCAUGGACAGUUGGCUGCUCCGUUGAUGUGCGGGUUCACGACUACAAAGAAGGAACACCAGAAGAGAAGACAUACUACAUAGAGCUGUGGGAUGUUGGAGGCACAGUAGGCAGUGGCAGCAGUGUGAAAAGCACCAGGGCAGUGUUUUACAACUCUGUAAAUGGUAUUAUUUUAGUCCAUGACCUGACAAACAAGAAGUCCUCACAGAAUUUGUAUCGCUGGUCAUUAGAAGCAUUGAAUAAAGACUCCUCUCCAACUGGGGUUAUAGUCACAAAUGGUGAUUAUGACCGAGAGCAGUUUGCUGACAACCAGAUUCCUCUGCUGGUGAUUGGGACCAAAUUAGACCAAAUUCCAGAAAAUAAGCGAAGUGACGUGUUGAUAAGGACAGCUUUCCUGGCAGAGGAUUUUAAUGCAGAGGAAAUUAAUCUGGAUUGUACCACUCCAAGGUAUUUAGCAGCAGGUUCAUCCAAUGCGGUCAGACUAAGCAGGUUUUUUGAUAAGGUAAUAGAAAAGAGAUACUUUACAAGAGAUGGGAGUCAGAUGCCAGGAUUCUCAGAAAGAAAGCGGUAUGGAGCAGGGAACUCCAAGAGCCUCCACUAUGACUAACCUUCAGUUCUUGCAAUGUAGGUUUAAAGGAGGACUGUACCAGCAGUUGCAUUCUACAUUGAGAGUGAUGUUGCAAACAGCAUACUGUAUGCUGUACCUUUCUGGUUGUUAUCAGUUUAAUGUGAGACAGGGUCAAUAGAUCUACAAUAUAAAUGUGUGUCCUGAAUCAUGUAUUCGAAUGGUUGUCUAAUGGCUUCUGGUGACUUCAGGCCAGUAUAGAACUGUUUUAAUCUUCUUUGUAAUUGGUACCAGUCCUUUGGGGAGCCUAAAAGUUUGGCAGAUGUGGAGACCUUAACAAUAGCUGGUCUCCCAGCACUGUCUAGAAUGAGGCACAAUGUUUAUGCACAUUUGUGAGAGCUUACUAAAGAAUGUGGUUCUCUUGCUGCAUGUGCAGUAAUACUCUGGAAGGACUUCUGGGACUCUCUUAAUCUGGAACAAAAUAUUUAUUUGCACAAAAAAUAAACCUGUUAUAUUUUAAAAGAGCUCAGAUAAUCGAAGCAAUUCAGUUAUUUCUGUCAACAAAUAUGUUGCAUCGUUUUCUUGUUUAACAGCACAUUGCUACUUUGGGCAGUAAUCAUUCAUUUGUAAAAAGUACAAUUUUAAAAAAGUUAAUUAUUGUAAAAUUAAUAAAUUAUUUCAAAAGAUUGCAACAUUUUUGUAAUGGUUUUAAAAACAAUGUUUAGGUGGUUUCAUUCUGAUAAAUACAUCUCUUAGCUGCAACUUGCAGUACCAAAAAUAUGGCAUACCCCACAAAAGUUUCCUUUUGUGUCUGACAAUGAGUUCCUUUGAGAGCAAUCUAAUUUAAAAAAGGGCUUAUAAGGUGUGGGGGUGCGAUUAGCAAGUUAAUCAAGUCUGCUACAGGGAUGCCUGCGUUUGUUGUAUUUGUCACUGUUCCCUGACAUGGGGGAAUGGUCCCUGGAGAGCUGUGUGUUGAGCUUGUCUUGGGUGGCUUAUUCUGUUGAGUUGUCUUAAAUAAAGCACCUCAGCUGCCUAAACUGGGUCUCAUGACCCAUUGGGUCUUACUUGCAUUCUGAACACGCUACAAUACUUAUAGUAUGUAUGUCUCACUUACUUACAUGUUUACCUAUAGAACAUCUAAUUACGAUGAAAUGAUUGUAUUUACGCAUUAUAGAGGUAGAAACGUGCAGGAUAUUUUAGUUUAUGGUGAUUCAUUUAAAGAUGCAGCUAAAAAUUUAAACUGGGGUACAGUAAUUAACAGAUUCUUUCCAUGUCCGAAAUGCACAGCUUGUAAGAAUGCUUUUAAAAGCAAAACCUGCACAAGUCAUAUUACUAACAAAGAAUAUACGAUUUCCCAAGUCAUUACUUGUACAUCUGAUUUUGUUGUUUAUUUAAUCUCUUGCCCUUGCAAUUUACAAUAUGUUCACAAAACCAAUAGACGACUACGAGUUUGCAUUAAUGAACAUAAAAGUUCCAUCCAUAGAAAAGACACACAUUCGCCUCUGGCUAGACAUUUUGUAGAAACAAGUCACUCCAAAGAUUAACUCAACCUCGUAGAGGGGGUGACCAAAAAUGACUUCAAUGUGAAGCAAAGUGGAUAUUUUUUUUUAAAUCUCAAAACAGUGCAACCUGAAGGAAUUAAUGAAGAAUCAUGUUUAUUGUGUUAUCUUUAGAAAAAAAUAUAUCUUUAUUCAGUUAUCUCUAAUACUAACAUCAAUGCUAUGUAAUUAUGUCAAUUUGAUUCCAAAUUUAUAUGAAUUGUAAUAAUCUGGAUAACUUUGUUAAACCCAUCAACUUAUCAACAUGCUAUAGUCUUAUGUUAUUAUUAUAUAUGAUAUUUUCCUGUAAAUGUCAUUAUUUAAUAGAGUAUGUAUUACAUUUCUUCUAAUGUCUAUAUGUUCUAAUGUAUUAAAUAGUCUGUACAUCUGUCCAUUUGUUUUUAAUUGAACACCUGACUCUUUAAAUACCCAGGUGUUUUUAACUUGUAUAGCACAGCACUGAAGAUGGUCAAACGACUGAAACGUUUGCACUUGCACGGAGCACUUUAUU
Molecule: messenger RNA, 2737 nt
Organism: Polyodon spathula (Mississippi paddlefish)
Lineage: Eukaryota; Metazoa; Chordata; Actinopteri; Acipenseriformes; Polyodontidae
Gene: rabl3
Product: RAB, member of RAS oncogene family-like 3
Exons: 8
Coding region: 20-730 (236 amino acids)
Biological process (GO): intracellular protein transport
Cellular component (GO): endomembrane system
Molecular function (GO): GTPase activity
Source: RefSeq, a predicted model, not a curated record